CGGGCACUCUGAAAGGCUGGGCUGGGCUGAGGCCCCGCCCCUUGCGCGCCCGGCCAGGAAGUGAGAAUGGCGGCGGCGGCGGCAGCAGCGGCUGCGGAUGAAGCAGAGAAGGCGCGGGGCCGGCGGGCCGCGCUGUCCUUCGCGGCCAUCGCCGUGGUGCUGGGGCUGCCGCUGUGGUGGAAGACGACGGAGACGUACCGCGCCGCGCUGCCCUACGCCGACAUCGCCGCGCUGGGCGAGCUGUCGUUCCAGCUGGCCGUGCCCGUCGCCGUGGUCUUCGCGCCCGGGUCGCAGCCCAGAGACCUGCCGAGGCUGCUGCCCUUCAGGGACACAGAGGAGAAGGAGACACUCUUGAACUCGCGAACCAGCAUCGCGUCCCGCUAUGAGAUGGUCUGUCGGAGCACCACAGCCCAGGAGGAGGCCGCCCUGGGUGCGGCUACUGUGCAAGAGGCUGAUGCUGCUCUGCACCAGCUGCAGGAUGCCUCACUGGGCUCUCUGAGUUUAUAUGUGAUUCCUGAAACCUCCUUGCUUCUCCCUCAGGGCAUCGGUGUGUACGUGGGGAAGCACCGCAGCGCCCUGGUGAGGGCCGGGCAGGGCCUGGCUGCCCUGCGCGCCCGCCUGCAGCAGGUCAUGCAGAUCAUGUCCUUCACAACCAGCUCCAUCACCGCUGCCCUCUCGGACCGCAUGCCCGCCAGCCAGCUCGGCCCUGAUGCCCGUCGGCACUUCAAGUCCAGCCUGGGGUACGAGAUCACCUUCAGCCUGUUGAACCCCGACCCCAAGUCCCAUGCUGUGCACUGGGACAUAGAGGGUGCUGUGAGCCGCUACGUGCAGCCCUUCCUGGACAAACUGAGCUUCCUGGCCAACUUCUCUGUUGACUCUCAGAUCCUGUACUACGCUGUCCUCGGGGUGACACCGCGCUUUGACAAGGAGUCCUCCAGCUUCCUCCUGAGCGCACACAGUCUCCCGCACGUCAUCAACCCCGUGGAGGCCAGGCUGGGCUCCAGCGCUGCCUCGCUCUACCCCGUGCUGAACUUCCUGCUGUACGUGCCGGAGCGCUCCCACUCCCCUCUCUACAUCCAGGACAAGGACGGAGCCCUGGUGGGCACCAACGCCUUCCACAGCCCCCGCUGGGGCGGCAUCAUGGUGUACAACGUGGAAGGCCCUGCUGCUCCCCAGGCCUCGCUCCCACUGCGCGUGGACGUGGACAUGGUGCGAGUGAUGGAGGUUUUCCUGGCCCAGCUCCGGUUACUGUUUGGGGUAUCGCGAGAGGUGCAGCCCCCAGAGGUCCUGCUGGAGAGCCCAGGGAAUGAGGGACUGGCUGACUGGGAGCUGGACCGCCUGCUCUGGGCCCGCACUGUGGAGAACGUUGCCACGGUGUCCACCACCUUGACCUCGCUGGCCCAGCUGCUGGACAAAAUUGGGAAUAUUGUCAUCAAAGAUGAUGUUGCCUCUGAGGUGUACCGAGCGGUGGCCGCAGUGCAAAGCGCCAUGGCAGAGCUGGCUGUGGGCCACCUCCACUCCGCCUUCCAGGCCAGCAAGGAGGCUGUCACCUCCUCAGAGCGGGCCUUCUUUGACCCGUCCCUCCUCCAUCUCCUCUAUUUCCCUGAUGACCAGAAAUUUGCCAUCUACAUCCCGCUCUUCCUGCCCAUGGCCGUGCCCAUCCUCCUCUCCCUGGCCAAGAUCUUCCGGGAGGCCAAGCAGCGCAAGAAGGAGCCCACCAAGACAGACUGAGCCCAUCCCCACAGUGCCCUGCUUUGGGGCUGGGCCUGUCCCAGCCCCAUGGAGCAUGUUGUCAUGGACCCACGGUGCAGGCGUGUGGGGCAGACCUGCGUCAGAGCCAGGCGCUGGCACAGCUGGGCUCUGCUGUGGCUGAGAUGCGGGAGGAGAGGCUGCUCUGAGGGGUGGCAGGUGCUCUUGGGGUCCUGCACCCUCCAACAGGACAUGCUGCUUGUGCCCCAGGAGGGGAGGGGGCUCCCUGCAUGUGCCCCCAGCCCUGUGCUGCCUUCGCAGCAAGCUGCUGCCCAAUAAAGAACGACCCUGGUUGGGCCAGGCCUGG
This is a messenger RNA of Dromaius novaehollandiae (emu), 2056 nucleotides long. It is a transcript of the gene PIGS, whose product is annotated as phosphatidylinositol glycan anchor biosynthesis class S. The record is from RefSeq and is a predicted model, not a curated record. The coding region runs from base 67 to 1731 and encodes 554 amino acids. Lineage: Eukaryota; Metazoa; Chordata; Aves; Casuariiformes; Dromaiidae. The transcript has 12 exons. Gene Ontology annotation, cellular component: GPI-anchor transamidase complex. Gene Ontology annotation, biological process: attachment of GPI anchor to protein.